Messenger RNA from Hyla sarda, 4197 nucleotides. RefSeq names its product methylenetetrahydrofolate dehydrogenase (NADP+ dependent) 1 like (gene MTHFD1L). The transcript is spliced from 28 exons. Gene Ontology annotation, biological process: tetrahydrofolate interconversion. NCBI's taxonomy places the organism in Eukaryota, Metazoa, Chordata, Amphibia, Anura, Hylidae. The record is from RefSeq and is a predicted model, not a curated record. The coding region runs from base 89 to 2899 and encodes 936 amino acids. Gene Ontology annotation, molecular function: methylenetetrahydrofolate dehydrogenase (NADP+) activity; methenyltetrahydrofolate cyclohydrolase activity; formate-tetrahydrofolate ligase activity. Gene Ontology annotation, cellular component: cytosol.
CCAUUGUAGGCGGAGCCUAAGCGGACUCGUGCUCUCCCGUAGUAUUAGCGGCUCCGAUCCAUCUCUUGCUGCCAGUCCCCGUGUAACCAUGCGUUGGCAUCUUCUCCGCCGCCUCUACCGCUCUCUGCCCGGCUACAGGGAGGCACUGAGCCGCGGGCACCCUGCCGCCCGGCCAUUCUCGUCCUCCGCGUGGAGAAGCACCCAGGAGCUGCACGUGGCAGUGUCCAGGAAUAUAAUUCAACGAUCAAAAGAAACACUCAGGAACUUGCAAAUAGAAAACGCUGCAUUCAAGCCAGUUCUGGCGAUAAUUCAAACAAGCACAGAUGAUGUAACAUUGGAGACAACCAGACACUUUGCACAGGAGCUUGGCGUGGAUGUCCAUCACAUACGUCUGCCGAAGGAAAGCAGUGAUGAAGAGAUUAUUGAUGAAAUCCGAAAACUUAAUGAAGACCCAAAAGUACAUGGCCUGGUCCUCCAUUUAGCUGAACCCAACAUCAAUGUGCUUGGCGCAGUGCAGCCGGACAAAGAUGUGGAUGGUGUUACAGAUGUCAACUUGGGAAAGACAAUCCGUAGCAAUGCUCAAGAUGGCUUUGUCUCACCCACUGCCAUUGGCAUUAUGGAACUGAUAGAACAAAUGGUUCCGAACUCCUUAGAGGGGAAGAAAGUGUUAAUAGUGGGCGCAGAUGGUUCGCUGGAGGCUCCGCUGCAAUGUCUGCUCCAGAAGAAAGGUGCAGUGUCCUUGGUCAGCUCCUGGCAGUCACAGCAGCUGCAGAGCAAGCUUAGCGAUGCUGAACUAGUUGUUAUUGGAAGUGCUAAACCUCAGGAGAUUCCGGUUAGCUGGAUAAAGCCAGGAACCUUGGUUGUCUUCUCAGGUGGCUCUGAACUGACCAGCGAUGGAUUACCUGGCCAAGCUGUGGGCCCAUUGGCUGCUGCCCUGAGGCUGGAGAAUCUAGCAGCAAGUAGUAAAAGAUGGAUCAAUGCCCAGAAGUACAAAAACUGGAAUCUUCAUUGUUUAAAGUUGCAACCUCUCUCCCCUGUCCCCAGUGAUAUUGAGAUUUCCCGAGGACAGCAUCCAAAAUCUAUUGAUGUGCUUGCCAAGGAAAUAGGAUUGCUUACAGAUGAAAUUGAAAUGUAUGGCCAUACAAAAGCCAAAGUACGUCUGUCUCUUCUGGAAAGGUUAAAAGAGCAGCCAGAUGGAAAAUAUGUUUUAGUUGCUGGUAUAACACCAACACCCCUUGGUGAAGGGAAAAGCACAGUUACCAUUGGCCUGGUGCAGGCCCUCACGGCUCAUAAAAAGAUCAACUCCUUUGCAUGUCUGAGACAACCUUCACAAGGACCUACUUUUGGAGUCAAAGGUGGAGCAGCGGGGGGUGGAUACGCUCAGGUUAUCCCUAUGGAAGAGUUUAACUUGCACUUGACUGGAGACAUUCAUGCGAUCACGGCAGCCAAUAACUUGCUGGCGGCUGCCAUAGAUGCAAGGAUCCUACAUGAAAACACUCAGUCAGACAAGGCUUUAUAUAAUCGUCUGGUUCCAUCCAUUAAUGGAGUUCGAAAGUUUUCUCCUAUCCAGAUUGCUCGGUUAAAGAGAAUAGGAAUUGACAAGACUGAUCCUGGAUCAUUGACUACAGAGGAGAUCAGCAGAUUUGUACGCUUGGACAUUGACCCUUCUACAAUAACUUGGCAAAGAGUGCUGGACACAAAUGAUCGAUUUCUUAGAAAGAUCACUGUAGGACAGGCGAGCACUGAGAAAGGCUUUUCCCGCCAGGCUCAGUUUGACAUUGCUGUGGCAAGUGAAAUCAUGGCUAUCCUUGCCUUAACUAACAACCUACAUGAUAUGAAGGAAAGAUUUGGAAGAAUGGUGGUGGCCAGUGACAAAAAAGGACAGCCUGUUACUGCAGAAGACCUGGGCAUUACAGGUGCUUUGGCUGUUCUGAUGAAAGAUGCCAUAAAGCCAACACUGAUGCAAACAUUGGAGGGAUCUCCAGUUUUUGUCCAUGCUGGACCUUUUGCUAACAUUGCACAUGGCAGUUCUUCUGUGCUGGCUGACAAGAUUGCAUUGAAACUUGUGGGUGAAGAUGGUUUUGUUGUGACAGAAGCUGGUUUUGGUGCUGACAUUGGUAUGGAGAAGUUUUUUAACAUUAAAUGCAGAGCAUCUGGUUUGGUUCCCAAUGUGGUUGUCCUUGUGGCUACCAUUAGGGCUUUGAAGAUGCAUGGAGGAGGACCCAAUGUUACUGCUGGGGCUCCUCUAGCCAAGGAGUACACAGAAGAGAAUCUCCAGCUGGUUCAGGAUGGCUGCUGUAAUUUACAGAAGCAGAUACAGAUUGCUCAGCAGUUUGGUGUUCCAGUAGUGGUCGCCUUAAAUAUCUUCAAAAAUGAUACUCAAGCUGAAAUUGACCUAGUCUGCAAAAUUGCUAAGGAUUCUGGUGCCUUUGAUGCCGUUCCCUGUAAUCAUUGGUCGCUUGGUGGCAAAGGAUCCCUGGAACUAGCGGAAGCCGUGAAGGGAGCUGCAGAGCAAGAUAUUGACUUCAGAUAUCUCUAUGACUUAAAGCUGCCCAUUGUGGAAAAGAUCAGGACCAUAGCUCAAAAAGUUUAUGGUGCUGCAGAUAUAGAACUGUCCCCAAAAGCACAGUCAAAGAUUGAGGUCUACACACAGCAGGGAUUUAAUAAACUUCCAAUCUGCAUGGCUAAGACACAUCUGUCUUUAUCACAUCAGUCUGAUAAGAAAGGGGUGCCUACAGGCUUCAUUCUACCCAUAAGUGAUGUCCGAGCUAGCAUUGGUGCUGGCUUCAUAUAUCCACUAGUGGGAACUAUGAGUACCAUGCCAGGACUACCUACAAGACCUUGCUUCUACGACAUUGAUCUUGAUCCUGAUACAGAGGAAGUGAAAGGACUGUUUUAGACAAGCCGCAGAAUUGCUCACUGCCUGUGCUUGGAAUCUCUGUGUGAAUCCCAAGAAUGCUUACUACUUCAUUUUCACUCAGCCAACCGAACCCUUCAAGAAUCCAGAGUCUCUACUUUCUAAGUAAUACAGUGUUAAAUCUGAAAUGUCUGGGGCAAAGGACAACUGGUCUGUAUAUAUAAUUUUACUUAUGUUUACCUUUCAAGUAAAAGACUUUCAAUCCAUACAUGUUACAUGCUGUUUACUGACAAAUAUCCUUGUAAUUUUAUCAUGAUAACGUUUUGUAAACAUAGACCUUGGGACUAAUAGGUUAGUAAAUCUGUAAAAAUAAGACUUAUUUUCCAAAAAUAAAAAAAUUCUGUUAAACUUAAAGCAGUACUAUAAUUUUAGAAAAUGUCAUUGGUGGGGGUCUGAACACCAAUAUAUAUGACAUGACAAGUUUUUUUAAACGACAAUAACACCUUAAGGGUAAGGUCACACGUGGCGUAUUUUGCUGUAUAUUCACUGCUGCAUAUUUUUAUAUCCAUUAAAGUCAAUGGGUAGAAAAAUACACAGCUGAUUUUGCUACCUGUUGACUUCAGUGGGUAGGAAAAUAUGCAGCAAAAUACGGCAUGUGUGGCCCUACCCUAAGGUGUGGGACUUCUUAGUUGAUAUAUUUAUAUCCCCUCUCUAGAAUAGGCCCUAGCGUAUUAUCUCCGGGAAUUUAAACCCCUGUACCCCACUGCCGUAAGUGUCUCCAUACAGUAACUGAUAUGGUACAGUUUAUACUGUGACAAAGUUGAUUUGGAAACAGCUCUGUGUUUCUUGCCUGAAUAAAACUGGUUUACUAGUAUGAAAAUGUUAUUACCUACAUAGUCCAAGGUGGCACUUCUGAGGCUGGUACUGCCUCCCUAAUCUAGCCAUGUGGUUGCAGUGUAACUGCAAUACCAGUCAUAGACAUAUGAAAAAGAAAAGAACCUUAUUGGGAAGUACAUUGAAGAAGCAGCAGAGCUGCAUGCUCUUCUUUUUGUUGGGGGUAGGGGUUACCCAGUGUCAGACCUUUACCAACAGCACAUUGUAGGCCCAUCCUAAGGCUGAGCCAACAAUGUUAGGAGCAUUUCAACACAUAACAUGUUAUAUAUUAGUAGAUCUGCAAUUAGUGCAUUUAGAAAACUUACGAUUUGUUUACUUGCAGAUAUUGACAUUUUUUGGCCCAUUUGGCAGCUAUCUUUGCAAAAGUAGAAACAGACGUUAAUUAUUGACAACUAAACGAUUGCACUUCCUGUUGUCACUUCUGUAAAGAUGGCUACCAGAACUGA